UGUAAUCUUCUCUCUUAUCCCCAUAUUAAUUCAGUGGCUAGCUCAGCAGUAAUGUGUUUUAAGCAAAAGGUCAGGCCAUAAACAUUUUCCACUUGGCCAAAUGCCGCGCAACACGAAAACACGAAUCAAAGCCAAGAGCCACCCUCGCAUGUGUAACUUUGGCCUGAGAUGUCAAAUAUUUAACAAUUUUACAAGGGAUCGAACAUGGAGAGAGGAAAAGGAUCUGGUUUUACCGAAGCACUUCAGGUAAUUACGUAGGGCACACAAGUCAGCAGGUCAGUCGGCGGGUCAACAAGUAAGCUACCUGUGCCCCAGAUAUAAAUAAUCCUGGCAAAGCGGAAGAGGACAUCAUUCACAGCUCUAACUGCCAAGCAGUCACAGCUCGCUCUGUCACAGAUUUCUGUCUUUAUUAAAAUCUAAAAGCAAAAUAAAGAUAAUCAUCUGAAAUGGAAAGCCAACGUAAUGCCGUCAGCCACCGACGCGGAGCUCGUCCGAGCGUGGGCUAUCUGCUGUUCCAGUACCAGAGCGAACUGACCCGCCGUCAUGCGGAACCCACGCGGCUGUCCCGCACCAAGAUCCACAUAAUCGAUGGCCUGGUAUCGCGCACCAUCCGCCACAUGAAGAACUGCAGCAUGGAGGACCUGAAGGCCUGCAAGAGGGAGCUCGUCUACAAGGAGCAGCUGUGCGCACAGCUAAAGACCAUGCGACGCAAACGGUCCUCCUCCGCCAACGACACCAAAAAUGGUGAAAAAGACAACAAGACUCAAGCCGCUGUAAGUGUCAAGGCGCCGAGUACUCCACCGAAACCCCGAUCCUCCCGUGGCGGACCCCCCAAGAUGGACAUCGUCGGACCGGAAAUCUUUGUCUAAGUCAAACUUAUUCUAUUGCAAUUUCAAAUUCCAUAGUCUAGAACACACUUAUCCUUAAUUGUUGACGAUUAAAAAUCAUAGAACAUGAUAUUGUACAUACACAAAAAUAUACUUAAACAAGAAAACAAAAUAAAUAGCACUUUAAAA
Messenger RNA from Drosophila gunungcola (fruit fly), 1016 nucleotides. RefSeq lists its product as uncharacterized. The record is from RefSeq and is a predicted model, not a curated record. The coding region runs from base 447 to 869 and encodes 140 amino acids. NCBI's taxonomy places the organism in Eukaryota, Metazoa, Arthropoda, Insecta, Diptera, Drosophilidae. The transcript has a single exon.